AUGAAAUUUUUUAUUUUCGGAAUAACCUUCUAUUUCCGUUUAUGUUUUUGUCAAAUUACUCAUUUCAAUAAAACGUUCUUUUUGAAUAACCAUACAAAUAAUGAACAGUCUAUUUUGCAUAAAAGUAAUCCCAAUAAAAAGCACGAUGGUUUUCUUUUUCAACUAACGAAAGAAUACGAACCAUACGAUUUGGAAAAAAUUAUUAUUGUUUACCAGUACGGAGAGUGUUCUCAAAUCAAAAACGAUGGAUUGAAAAAAGUGGAACACGAAGAUUCAGUGACCUCUAACAAAAAAAUAUUAUUCUGGAAUCAACGGUCUCGAGAUGAAGCCUUUCGUCAAUUUGAAUGGAGCAUUCGAAAGCUUUAUAAAGAAUAUGUUUCCACAAUGAAUGUCAUUAAAAACAUACGCUCCUUCAAUAUCAAUUCGGUAACGAAUUUCCGCAGCUUAAUAGAUAAAAAAAGUGAACAAAUACCAUUCCCUCCUCUGCAGUCAAAAUAUUAUAAAACAAUCAACAUGGAAGUUGUCAAGGUUCCCUCUUUUAUGACAGCAAAAGAAAUGAUCAAUUUAACCAAUACAAUUCCGUGUGUCUUCAAUGCAGUAAAAGAUUAUGAAAAAAAAAUGUUCCACAAUACAGAUAUCAAUGAAACGUUUGAAACUCUAAAUGAGUCUAUGUUCAUCACUUUACUAGAACCUACUUUUGUAAAAAAAAGCAAAGAGGAAAUAAAUAAAAAGACAACAACGACUACUACCCAUACAAAUACAACGAAACAAGUAAAUCACAAUAUAACGAAAACCAAUAAGAACGUUAAUACAAUGGAAGCAAACGGAUAUCGUAAUUUAUCUAUUUUACGCAAUAGUUUUUCUGGAAAUUUCUUUAAUUUUUUAAAACCAAAAGAAAGCGUUUUAAUUCCAAAUGAUCCAUUGUUUUCAAACCAGUGGUAUUUAUUAAGUAACAAUAAAUUUGGAAUCGACGCACAACGCGGUUGGAGCAUGCUUCACCCUUCAAAAUCGUAUCCCGUGAUUGCAGUCGUUGACGAUGGUUGUGACUUAUUCCACCCAGAUAUUGCAUCAAAACUUUGGAAAAACCCCAAUGAGAUAUGUGACGAUGGAAUUGAUAAUGAUCAAAACGGAUACAUAGACGAUUGUUAUGGAUGGGAUUGGACGGAGAAUGAUAAUGACAUGUUUUCCAGUGAUAGCAACCACGGGACAGCUGUUGCUGGGGUUGUGGCAGCUUCCACGAAUAAUCGAAAAGGAAUAGCUGCGGUUUGUUGGGAGUGCAAAAUUAUGUGUUUAAGGUUCAUUAAAGAAGAAAAAGGUAUUAUUUCACACGAGGUCGCUGCCUUAGAUUAUGCAGUCACAAUGGGGGCAAAGAUCUCCAUUAAUAGCUAUGGAGGUUAUGGGUGGUCUGCUCUUGAACAUGAAAUUAUACGACGUCUUGAUAACUUAGGCCAUCUUAUGAUAUGCUCUGCUGGAAAUGAUAAUUUGAAGAUCAAUAUGCUCGUCAACCAAUUUCAUACACCGUCUUCUUACCAAUUAAGUAACAUUGUUUCUGUCUCUUCAAGUUUACGUUCAGGAGCAAAGCAUCCUUCCGGUAAUUAUGGCAACAAUUAUGUUGACAUGUUUGCCCCAGGGGCUAGUAUUUUAUCUGUUUAUAAAAAAAACCAGUACAGAUCCUAUCACGGAACGUCUUUUUCUGCGCCUUUAGUGGCGGGAAUCGCUGCUUUAGUUUGGGCACAAAAUCCUUCCUUAUCUCAUCGAGAUGUCCGGCAAGUUUUAUUAAAAAGUUGUCGUCCUUCUAAGGAACUUACGGGUCUUUGUAAGUGCAACGGAGUAAUAAGUUUAUCUCGAGCACUGGAAAAUGUUGCUACCUUUAAAACCCAGACGAUGACCUAUAACGGUCGGAAGAGUCUGCGUUCCUUACGCUUCAACCCGUUUCAGCAAGCGACACCCGUAACCAAUUUUUUACAACCAUUUUCAACCCAAACAAAUAAAACGAAUGAAAAAACGAUGUUUCAACCAAAUCUAACAGAAGCACAUGCUACGUUGAAAAGGUUGGAAGAAGACGCUUCUUAUCAUUUGACACAUGGAAUCCAUAAGUUUGUAAAAUCCUUGGUUCGAUGGGUACCAAUCACCCCCCUAACAGCUUUUCUACUAGUUAAUUAAAUUUAAAAAGCGAAAUAGAUUUCUCACAAACCAAUAUGCAGUACCGAAUUUUUUUAUCUAGAAAAAAUCAUUUUAUUGAUUAAAAAAAAAUCUAUAUUAUCAUUUCAUUUCACUUUUUUCUUUUAAUAUUCACGUAUUAAUU
This is a messenger RNA of Hylaeus volcanicus, 2305 nucleotides long. RefSeq lists its product as uncharacterized. The transcript is spliced from 8 exons. Gene Ontology annotation, biological process: proteolysis. Bases 1 to 2163 code for a protein of 720 amino acids. Gene Ontology annotation, molecular function: serine-type endopeptidase activity. NCBI's taxonomy places the organism in Eukaryota, Metazoa, Arthropoda, Insecta, Hymenoptera, Colletidae. The record is from RefSeq and is a predicted model, not a curated record.